AACAGAGAGCAUCCAUUCGCGUCUCUCUGACAGUGACAGAGGCUGCUCGCCAUUGCUCACCGCACUUUUCAGCCGGGACGUCGAUCUCGCUGACUGCUCCGUGCAGAAGUUGCGACUUCACGCUCGUCUGUUUCUCGUGCCAGGAGCUGAGCGCCGGGUCGGUCCGGUUGCUUGACACACACGCACACGCGCGCUCACACACCCUCCCGGGAGAUCAGUUUAUUCCCUGGAUGCCGGAUGAAUUAUCUGGGAGUUGCGAACAAGUGAACAACAAAGCCGAGGCUCGGGAUCUGCCUCCUCGCUCCUUCCUCCGAAGACGAGACUCCAGGCAGAGUUGGGGACGAUAAUGAUGGGGACGUCCCUGUAUCUUCCUGUUGUGAUUUUACUGAUGCAAUGUUCCCCCUCCGUUCCUGUCACAGUGACGACCAACAGACAUAAAGUGGAGGUAGAGGAGCACAAAGAUGCAGUGCUGUCCUGCAUAUUCUAUACAGAGAAAGACCAGCAACCACGCAUCGAAUGGAAGAAGAAGGGGAAAGACGUCUCCUUUGUGUUCUACGGUGGAAAGUUUCGAGGUCCCUUUGAGGGCCGGGCGACCAUUGAAGGAGCGACAGUGACGCUGAAAAAAGUGACCCAGGAGGAUGCUGGAGAGUACCGCUGUGAGAUCAGUGCUCCUAAAGACUCUGUCAGCCUGGGCGAGACCAAUGUAACGCUUAAAGUCCUAGUGCCACCUCAAACCCCACUCUGUGAAAUCCCCAGCUCAGCAGUGACUGGUUCAGUGGUACAGCUGAGCUGCAGGGACCAGCACAGCAUCCCACCUGCCACUUACUCCUGGUACAAGGACAACCAGCCAAUGAACCCGCCCCGUCAUGCCAACGCAACCUAUCUAAUCAACUCGCGCACAGGAGUUCUGGAGUUUAAAUCUGUAGCCAAAGAGGACACUGGCCGAUACAGUUGCCUGGCAUCCAACGGAGUGGGACUACCCAAGAUGUGCGAGGCCAAGCAUAUGACGAUAGAAUACUCACACUCCAAAGCAUGGUGUGCAGUACGAGUCCACGAGGGCAUGCUUCUUGUUAAAGCCCAUGCCCUGACCCCCCGCAGGUCAUUUUGGAUCUCCCAGUGUCAUGGUGCAGCCCACAUCAGCAGCCAAACCCUGCACAGAGCUGAGGACAUGUCCAAUGUCAACUACAUCCCUCCACCCCAAGAACCCCAGGAUUUUAAACACACACAGUCGUUCAUGCUCUGAGAAGCUGGUCUUCCUCUCCAAAAACAAAACACAAAGAAAAAAAAAGGUGAUAAGGUGCCAACACUGGAUUCUGAUUUUGUUUCGGACUCAGAACGAGCUCUUGAUCUUCCAAUACGUGCUAAUUUCAAUCUUUAUUCCGCCGCCAAUCCUUCCGGAUGGUUGAUGUCAAGCAAAUCUGCAAGGCUUCUUUACUCUCUGGCUUUGCUGUGUAUUCGCCUCUUACAUUGAUGUCUCCUGCUAUUAUGGGAUUAAGUACAGUUUCAUGGUACUCUGCUCCCCCCUGGUGGUCAGAUGUUGAAUUUGCAAUUGAUCUUUUUUUUUUUUCAGUAUAAAUUUCUAAGGCUAACUGCUUUAAUUACUCAAUUUUUAUUUUUUACCAAAGACUGAUGUUUAAUUUGAUAGAUUUCUUGUCUUUAAAAAUUUAAUCAUGACAGGGAAUUCUCCUUAAAGCCAUAAGGGAAGCAUCUCAGUUGUUUUCAAUAAAACUACAGCUUACCUCAGUCAGUAUUUCGUCUUCGACACUGGGACCACUCGUGAUCUUAGUAAGAGCAAGAAGCCACUUAACAAUAACGCUGAGGACAACCCCAUUCCAUCCUGAUGUGCCUGCAUGGUCUUUUUUAUAAAUAUACAUAUAUACUAUAUACCUUGUGCCUUUUUAAUUUGUCUGUCUGUCAUAUUUAUCUAUGGAUCACAGUUCUUUUUUUGUAAAAAAUUUGCCUUACUUUUUUCUUUAUAUGUCUUUAUAUUUCUGUGCCACUGAUUAUCAAAUGGAGUGUCUGUUUUUAGGCUGUGUGAAUGACUUCAGAGUUUUAUUUGAAUAGUGUAUCAGUAAUAAAGUUUUUUCUACUCAA
Molecule: messenger RNA, 2094 nt
Organism: Neolamprologus brichardi
Lineage: Eukaryota; Metazoa; Chordata; Actinopteri; Cichliformes; Cichlidae
Source: RefSeq, a predicted model, not a curated record